UUGCAAAAAAAAAAAACCAAACCAAAACAAACAACAACAAAGAAAAAAAAUCUUUGGAAAAGUUUCAGAUAGCUCGGAGAGUCAGAGACAGAAGUGAGAAAAGUAGAGGAAUUAAUUUAAAAAAAUAUUUAAAAUACCAUUUGCUCAGCUAUAACAGAACACAGAAUUUACGUCUUUCUCGGCCAAGUUCAGCUGACUCCUUUUAAAAGAGGAGUUAAUUGAGAUGGGGCAGAAGGACAAACUCAGAUAUUUUAGGAUUGCUCUUUGCAAGUGGCACAUCCAGGGAAAUCUGGUGCUGAACGUGGUUCUGCUGCCAUCUGAUCCAGAUUUCCAGCGCCGGGAUGUAUCACCCUGCAAAUUGCAAAACUCGGGAUUAAGAAACGCUCCUUGUAAAUGUGCCAGCCCAGCUCCUUAAAAGGCUCCCAGAAAAGAUGAGUCACUGCUUAAAUGGCCACUCGGUGCAUCUGCAGAACACUUCGGGUUAAAUUCCCUGGAAUUGUCAGGGUUCCUUGGGAAGCUGCUCUGGGGGGCAGAGACAGCAGAAAUCCUGGAGGAGAGGAGGUGGCAUCAACCCAGGAGGAGCAUGAGGGGACAGGAGAGGUCCCAGAGCCAUCCAGAGCAGUGAGGAGGAGGAGCACAGAGGCUGCCCCAGGAAGCCUCCCACUUCCACAUCCCUGUGCCUGAUUUGGAGCAGAAGCACAAGGUACCUCUCAUUGUGUUUGGACUCCUUGUUUACAGAAGAGUGAUGGAGAUGCUAUUAAGCACAAAAGGCAUCACCAUAUGCCUGUUUUUCUUUGUAUUGAGUUUGGCAGCAGCUAUUGAAAUACCAUUAUCAGUUUCCCAGCUCCCAACAAUCACGGAGCAAUCCCACGCCCAGGUUGCCUACCCCUUCGAUGAGGACUUCACCAUGAAAUGUGAAGCCAGAGGAAACCCCCAGCCCACCUUUAACUGGACCAAGGAUGGAAAACCGUUUGAUUUAUCGUCUGACCCGAGGAUAGUUCCAUCCAACAACUCUGGGACUUUUGUGAUCCAAAAUCGAGGGCUCAUCAACAAUUUCCAAGGGAAAUAUCGCUGCUUUGCAUCCAACGUGCUGGGAACUGCCAUGUCAGAAGAAAUCGAGCUGAUUGUUCCAAGUGUACCAAAGUUCCCCAAAGAAAAAAUCGAGCCUCUGGAUGUGGAGCAUGGAGAUUCUGUGAUCCUGCACUGCAACCCCCCGAAAGGCAUCCCCCCUUUGCAUAUCUACUGGAUGAAUAUUGACCUGCAGCACAUCCCACAGGACGAAAGGGUCUCCAUGAGCCUGAAGGGAGAUCUCUACUUUGCCAACGUGGAGGAGAGCGACAGCAGGAGCGAUUAUUGCUGCUUUGCAGCCUUCCCCAGGCUCAGGACCAUCGUGCAGAAAAUGCCCAUGACGCUGAGGGUGUCCCGCUUAAAGCAUGCUAAUGACUCAGGCUCACCUAACGCUGCUGUUACUAAGGCAAAUUUUAUCAAGGAAAGGAAACCCAAACUGCUGAUCCCUCCUGAGUCUGCUGGGAGCAGCUCCUCAGUCACUGUCAUCAAGGGAGGUGUCCUGCUCCUCGAGUGUAUUGCUGAAGGGCUCCCAACUCCUCAUCUCAGCUGGGUCAAGGUCACGGGAAACAUGCCCAAGGAGGAGCCAGAGACAGAGAAUUUUGGGAAGACCCUGAAGAUUGAGCAAGUGACAGCAGCUGAUGAGGGGACGUACCAGUGCACGGCCAGCAACCCCCUGGGCAGGGCCAGGCAUGAGUUCCACGUGCAUGUGGAAGAGCCUCCCCAGUGGCUGAAGAAGCCCGAAGGUGGCGUCUACAGCGUGGGGACAAACCUGGUGCUGCUGUGCGAGGCCAUCGGGAACCCCGAGCCCAGCAUCCAGUGGAAGCUCAACGGGAUGCCCAUCGAUGGCAGGACCUUCCGCGGGAGAGUGUCCACCAGGGAGAUCAGCCUGACCAACCUGCAGCUGCAGGACAGCGCCGUGUUCCAGUGCGAGGCCACCAACAAGCACGGCACCAUCCUGGCCAGCGCCAACGUCAACGUGCUCAACAUUGCCCCCCUGAUCCUGACCCCGGAUGAGGAAAACUACGCCACGGUCGUGGGUUACAGCGCCUUCCUGCACUGUGACAUCUUCGCCUCACCUGCAGCAGAUGUCAGAUGGACCAAGGAUGACAGCAUAGAGCCCCUUUCCACAUUCCGCUACGAGCUAAACAAGAACGGCACCCUGGAGAUCAGGGACACCAAGAAGGAGGAUUCAGGAUCCUACGCCUGCUGGGCUGCAAAUUCCGUGGGGAAAAGAGCAAUCACUGCUAAUCUGGAUAUAAGGGAUGCUACAAAACUUGUUGUUACUCCGAAGAGCCCCCGAGUGCUGAAAUCACAUUCAAUUUUAUUGAAAUGCCAGGCUGAGUAUGAUCCCCACUUGAAACACAGCUUUAAAUUAUCCUGGAGGAAGGAUGGGGAUGAGCUGCCAGUCAACAGCACGGAGGGUGGCAGGAUAAUCCUGGAGAGGGAUACCCUGUUCAUACCCAGUGUGCUGCUGGAGGAUCAGGGGGUUUACACCUGCGUGGCCAGCACUGCCCUGGACGCCGCCGAGGCCGAGGCGCACCUGAUCGUUCUGGAUGUUCCUGACCCACCCGAAGACCUCCAGCUCUCGGAAAACCAAAACCGGAGCGUUCGACUCUCCUGGAGGGCUGGGGCCAGCCACAACAGCCCUGUUAAUGAGUCAAUUAUAGAGUUUGAAGAGAACCGCUGGGAGCCGGGGAGGUGGCAGGAGCUGAGCAGAGUGCCAGGGAAUGACACCACAGCCCUGCUGUCCCUGGCGCCCUACGUGAAUUACCAGUUCCGCGUGGUGUCCGUCAACGCCGUGGGCAGGAGCCAGCCCAGCAAACCCUCCCUGCGCUAUGCCACCCCUCCAGCUGCUCCAGAUAAAAACCCAGAGAACAUCAGAGUUGAAGCUUCCGAGCCCAAUGAAAUGGUGAUGAAAUGGGAGCCACUGAAGCCCGUGGAGAGGAACGGGCCGGGGCUGGAGUACAAGGUCAGCUGGAGGCAGCGGGGCGUGGAGGAGGACUGGAACGAGGAGCUGGUGAAGAAGCACUCGCUGAGCGUGCGGAACGUGCCCACCUUCGUGCCCUACGAGAUCAAAGUCCAGGCCGUGAAUAAUUUAGGGUCUGGCCCGGAGCCCAACGUCACCAUUGGGUACUCGGGAGAGGACGUUCCAGAUGCUGCUCCCUCGGGCGUGUCGGUGGAGGUUGUGAACAGCACCCUGGUCAAAGUCUUCUGGUUUGGGAUACCAAGGGACAGAGUUCGUGGGCACCUAAGAGGCUACAAGGUCAGCUGGUGGAAAACAAAAAGCCUGCUGGAUGGAAAGAGGCAUCACCCAGAGAAACACUUCCUGACGUUUGUGGGAGACAGGAACUACGGGAUGAUUCCUGGCCUGGAGCCCUUCAGUGAAUUCCGCUUGACAGUUUUGGCUUUCAACUCCAGAGGAGAUGGCCCUGAGAGCUCCCCCGUGGUGUUUGAAACUCCAGAAGGAGUCCCUGAACAGCCACGUUUUCUCAGGAUCAUGAACUUUGACAAGGACUCAGUCACUCUGUCCUGGGGACUUCCCAAGAAAGCCAACGGCCACCUCACUGGCUACAUUCUGCAGUACCAGAUAAUCAACGAGACGCACGAGGUGGGCGCCGUGAGCGACGUGAGCGUCGCCAACCGCUCGGUGCUGAGCUGGCGCCUGGCGGGGCUCAGCCCCAGCACCAAGUACAAGUUCUACAUCAAGGCCUGCACGGCCAAGGGCUGCGGGAAGGCGGCCACCGAGGAGGGGCUGACGCUGGCCCAAGGCACCUACGCUGGCAUUUACGAGGGGAUCUCCACCCAGGGCUGGUUCAUCGGGUUGAUGUGUGCCAUCGCCCUGCUCACCCUGCUGCUGCUAACGAUUUGCUUUGUCAGGAGAAAUAAAGGAGGCAAAUAUUCAGUGAAAGAAAAAGAAGAUUUGCAUCCAGAUCCUGAAGCUCAAUCAAUAAAAGAUGAAAUCUUUGGGGAAUAUAGUGACAGCGAUGAAAAGCCGCUGAAAGGCAGCCUGCAGUCACUUAACGGGGACAUUAAAGCCACUGGAAGUGCUGAUAGUCUGGUAGAUUAUGGAGAAGGGGAGCAUGGCAUGUUCAAUGAAGAUGGUUCAUUUAUUGGAGCUUAUUCUGGAUCUAAGGAGAAAGGAUCAGUGGAAAGCACUGGCAGCUCUACGGCAACUUUUCCUCUCCACGCCUAAAAUUGGUGUUUAAUUGUGAUGUUUGUCCUGGUUGGCUCUCCACAGUUCCCACCUGAGCUGGGGAGCAGGGUGCCAGCUGAGCCAGUCAGGAAAACCCUGACAUCCAGGUAACACAACAACGAGUCACUGCCACUAAAAGAUGAUUUUUCCACCCUGAUUUCUAUGUGUUUUCCUCUCAGUAAAACAGGAUAAUUCUUUAUGCUACACGAUGUGUUAGUCUGAGCAAACCAGAGUUUCUCGGUGGUACAUCUGUGUCCUUACCUGCUGCUCCAGGUGUUUCUUAGGCUUGGAAUAUGUUUCUCUGUGUAGUAUUUUUGCUCUGUUUGGCUGUUGUCACGGGUGUAUGUGUAAAAUUCCCUCAUGGCCUCGGUUAUAACCUCGAGGCUGUGGCACCAACAAAACCAGGUUACUCUGCAAAGUGGCACAACGAGGAAAAUUAGAAUUUAAAAUACCAGAGAAAUAUAUUCUAUAUAUUGUAUAAUUUUUCCUAAAGAAUGAAACCCCUUUGUGUAUGAUAUUCAAAAAUCUGUUUUAGUGGUUACAGCUGACUUCAAUUACCAAUAGAAAUGCAGCUUUACCCACAGGAGAGUGUGGGUGAAGCUGCUGCCCAGUAGCUGGCACUAUUUCCUUAAAUAAGUUAAGCUGCAGCUCUUUCCUGUGGCAAGGCAAAACAGGGUUCCCAUCCACCAUCACUCGAAAUAUUUUUCAUUUUUCCCAGCUGCAAGCUGCAUUUCUAAGCAAACUCCUUGGUGUCUGUUCUCAUAUCUGUAUAUUUGUGAGCUAGCCAACAUUUCAUGGAGACAUUGUACAUAUGAUAUUAAUAUUGACACAAGUCCAGAGCAGCCUGGUUUUAUUUUGAGCUGAGACAUGUUGCUAGCAUGGGUCUGUAUAGCUGUGUAGGAAUGAGUAGAAUUGCUUCUCAGUAUGGAUUUGGACCAGCAAAAUUAGUUUUCAGAAGGAGUUGUGUGUAUAGGAAUCAUCCAAACCUCACACCAUUCAAGCAUCACCUGAACUAGACCUACCUGACUUUUAAGAGUUCAUUUCUUUUCAGCCUAUUCACUGUUAAAUAAACAGGAACAAAAGCAAAGAGAAAAUAUUAUGGUAGAGUUUGCUUUCCUAUUUUGUUGACUGAAUGCUGGUUUAAAUCUGGUUCUUUGCCUCUCCAACACUAACUCAGCCGAGCUGUACAGCACAUUUUUUUGGUCUUUUUGUACUGGAAUCUCCUGAAGCUCUUUUUAAUAGCAUUUUGUAUUUUUCAAAUCUGCUUGUUUGAGUAGAGCAUCAACCGUGGCUUCAUUUCUCCUGUCACUCCCAUUUAAAAGUUCUUCAGUAGUUCCUGCAGGAGGAAUAGAUCCUAAAAGCUGUUUGGCAUCCUGAGAACAAUUAGACAAACAUCCCCAAAUGCUCCUCCGUGAUUUCAAUGGAAGAAAGAGAGGAAGCAAGAAUUACUCACCUGGUUCUGAGUUUCCAGCAAGGGCUACAGUUAAGCCCAGGGAAAUGCAGAUUUUUCCCUGUGGAUCCCACACGGCUCUCCCCAGGCUGGGGUUGCUCCUCCGAGCUUGGCAGUUUCUGGAAGUUUUUGGUGCUCAAGCUUCUGCUUAUCUGUGCCUCUUUUUGUGUUUUUAAUUGGAGCUUUUAAGGGCUUUUUAUGUAACCUCUGUUUGGGAAAAGCAGCCCCUCCAAAAGCCCCAUUCAGGCUGUGCCUGUGAGUAUAAAACGGUGAGUGGAAAUCUGCCCUCAAUCAAAAAUUAUCCCAUCCCAUAUCAGUGACCCACAUUUUUCACUUUUUAUUAUUUAUAAAAUCCUAUUUUCUGUAUUUCACUCAAUCCAAGCACCAAAAAAGUCCAAAAUCCUUUUAAUUUUGGGGGGAAAAAGUAAUUUUCCAAAGCAGGCAGUGCACAAUUAGAGAAAUGUGAAAAUUGGUGUCUCAACAACAGAGACAUUUCCCAGCAUCAUCUUUAUCUGCUGACUCGUGUCUGCUGCAGCCCAAACCAGAUAAAAUCUAAGAACUGAUUGGGCUUGUGACAACCUGCUGCUUGCUUUGGGCUGCUUUUAAUGUAUUUCCUUUGGAAAUCAUCUGCAGUGAUCAAAAAUCUUUGAAAAUGAGGGAAUAAAAUUGGGGUGGGCUCCCCCAAAUCCUCCCUUUGGGCAUCACUUUUUCCUGUGGGUCACUGCAGAUAAACCAGAGCCCAGAAAAUGCCUCUGUUAAAUUUCUCUGUUAAGUUUCAGUGAGUGCCAAACGAUGCAAUAAUUGAUGUAAAUCCCUGUUCAGCUCUGGCCCUGCUGCUGCUGUUUGUGAUGCGCUGCUCAGCCGAGCUGGUGGCGCUGCUUUUCCCACUCAGAUUUGAAUUCUCAGCCUUAAAUCUUGAUGUCGGCGUUCCACGAUGCCUCAGGACCUAAAAAUCAAACAAGGAGGAAAAGAUGUGCAAUGGAACCUGGAUUUUUGAACACGGGUUUUGAGGAAUGUGCCCGAUGAAUAUUAAACAAGCGGCUCAAACUCCCAGGAAAUCUCACUUACCUGAGCCCUUCCCCAAUCAUUUCUUUCCCUUUUUUCUUCCUGCACUGGGAUUUUAUUUUCUGCUGUAAAGGUACUUGGAAAGUGCAGGAUAGUGAUUUUUUUUAGAGAUAUUAUUUUGUUUUAAAGUAACAGAGCAAGCUGAGGUUUUCCUGAGGAGUUUUUUGUCAUUGCCAGGAGCUGGGCUGUGUUUUUGUCUUGGUGUGUGACAGGUGAGAGGACGUGUGACCAUGUGGCUCAAUAAAAGUGUCACCAGCUGCACUGCAGUGUUGGAAGGGACCCACAAAGUCACCAAAGUCCAACUUGUGCUCCUGCACAGCCCCAAAAAUGAAACCUUAUUCUGAAAUAGUGCACUGAGUAUUAAAUCUUUGUGUUUUGUUUGUUUGGGACUUUUUUGGAUUUUUUUUUUUCUUCUUUCUGUGGCCAGGAGUGUUUAUUAAAAUUAGCUGCUGGAAAUCUGUGGUGAUGUCAUUAAUUAACACCUAGCAGGGAAUUCCAGCCUGCCUGCUGGGAGGAGAGAGUCCAGCCCUGGGAGCAGAACAGGGAAUUUUUAAUUACCCCGUGCCAUGGCUGUGCUUGGGUUCCUCAGUGCCAGUGUGAGAGGGGAAAUGGCACUUUCAGAUUUGAUAUCCAGGUCAAGCCAGGAUGAAAUUCCAGCUAUCAGGGAGGAGGCAUUUUCCUGGCCCCACAGGUCCAGGUUUGGGGAUUUAAGCAGCCUCUGGAAGAAGAGAGGGAUUUCUUUUUGCUGAAAAAGUUGUGCAGUUUUGACCGUGCAUCAGAUUAAACAAAUAAAAACAGAUCUUCCUAAAUAAUGGGGAAAAACCCCUCUGUCCUUUCUCCCAAGGGAGCUGUUUGGAUUCCCAGAGCAGCAUAAUAUUGAUUUGGUGUGGAUUAAUUUUCCUCUUAUUUUUAUAUAUAUACACAUAUAUAUAUAUAUAAAAAUGUAAUUACAUUAUCAAGAACUUGCAGGAACAGCUCCAGCUUCCCUCUGUGGCAAAAUUAGGGGAUCCAAUCUCCAGAAACCCUCGUGGCUCUGCACUCCAGCAGGAUAAAAUACAGCACUGGGCAUCAAAGCCCUGCUGGGGCUGCAUCUUCAGGAAGAGCAGAAUUAGGAAUCAAAUCAGAAAAUGGCUUUUCCCCUCUGGAUAAAAUUGUGUGUUCAUGUACAAAAAAAAUUAAAAGCCUUCAUUGUAACUCACAUAUUUAAUGGAUCCAAUUAGCAAAUCAUUUAAUGAUUGAUAUUUGAAAUUCCAGUGAGUAGCUCUUUUCCUGGUGACUGCUUCCAUUGACUGAAUGGCUCCAACCCAGUGCACGAGAGGUUUUCAUUGAAGUUUUCAGGCCAAUAUUAUUUUUGACAUGAAAACAAAUAGUAGCACAAUCUUUCUAUAUUAAAAAAAAAAAAAAAGAAAAAAAGGAAAGAAAGAAGGUGGGGUUUUUAAACAGUGAUUCCACAUUUUGUAAAGAAAAGUUAGAAUAACAUUCACUGCUCGCUGAGCUUUUGAGAGGAAACCUCAGCAUCAUUUUUACAGCCAUUACUUUGCAGAUGAGAAGUGUAUUUAGGUUCUUUUGCUUACCUGUAAGAACAGAUAGAAGGAAAGGAAAUUCUUGACGAAGAAUUCCCUUUGUUUGCCAAUGGAUCACACCCUCAUCCCUGUCAGCGUUCAUGACAAAAAACAAAGGUACAAACCAGCUGGAGUAGCAGGACAUGUUUACAUUGCAGCUCUGGAUCUCUCAUGUCAAAUCUCAAGUGAUCUGCACUGAUUUGUUCUGUUUUCAGGCAGGAGCCCCCGGGGGCUUUGAGCCAAAGCAUUCUGUCUGUUCAUUUUUUAUUAUUACGGUUCUGACUUUAAACAAGAGACUUUGUAAUUUCAUGAGAAAAAGAUCAAAGCAAAUGUGGUGUCACCAUCACAAUGUUACUUUUUUUGGGAGCUAAAUGUUAGUGUGCAUUGAUUAAAGUUUAGAGAAACGUGUUGUACUGUAGUUGCUGUUUGUACCACGCAGGUGUGCACGUACGGUUUGAAAAGAUAUUUUCAUUUUACAUGAAAUACAACUUUGCUAAUAAAAGUUUGACUUGAUGUAAUCUUCAAAA
This is a messenger RNA of Prinia subflava (tawny-flanked prinia), 8865 nucleotides long. RefSeq names its product cell adhesion molecule L1 like (gene CHL1). Gene Ontology annotation, biological process: brain development; axon guidance; cell-cell adhesion. The record is from RefSeq and is a predicted model, not a curated record. Bases 746 to 4261 code for a protein of 1171 amino acids. The transcript is spliced from 26 exons. Lineage: Eukaryota; Metazoa; Chordata; Aves; Passeriformes; Cisticolidae. Gene Ontology annotation, cellular component: plasma membrane; axon. Gene Ontology annotation, molecular function: cell-cell adhesion mediator activity.